Messenger RNA from Penaeus monodon (black tiger shrimp), 552 nucleotides. RefSeq lists its product as uncharacterized. The transcript has 2 exons. The record is from RefSeq and is a predicted model, not a curated record. The coding region runs from base 1 to 552 and encodes 183 amino acids. NCBI's taxonomy places the organism in Eukaryota, Metazoa, Arthropoda, Malacostraca, Decapoda, Penaeidae.
AUGCCCACUCCUAUGCCCACUCCUAUGCCCACUCCCUCACCCACUCCUUCACCCACUCCUACGCCCACUCCUAUGCCCACUCCUACGCCCACUUCUAUGCCCACUCCCUCACCCACUCCUUCACCCACUCCUACGCCCACUCCUACGCCCACUCCCUACGCCCACUCCUAUGCCCACUCCUACGCCCACUCCUACGCCCACUCCUUCACCCACUCCUACGCCCACUCCUACGCCCACUCCUACGCCCACUCCUACGCCCACUCCCUCACCCAUCCUUCACCCACUCCUACGCCCACUCCCUCACCCACUCCUUCACCCACUCCUUCGCCCACUCCUACGCCCACUCCUACGCCCACUCCUACGCCCACUCCUACGCCCACACCCUUCGAAGGACACUUCCUUCCUCCACGCAAGCCGCCCACGCACGUCAUCCUAGCCGGGCGCAGGAGGACAGGAGGCAGCGUGAUUCUGAAGACAAAUUCAAAUUUAAGCCAACGGGAGACUAACCAGCCGGCGAGAACAGGCAAUGAGGCAAGGUCAUUAGGUCAAUAA